Messenger RNA from Dothidotthia symphoricarpi CBS 119687, 598 nucleotides. RefSeq lists its product as uncharacterized. The transcript has a single exon. NCBI's taxonomy places the organism in Eukaryota, Fungi, Ascomycota, Dothideomycetes, Pleosporales, Dothidotthiaceae. Bases 141 to 449 code for a protein of 102 amino acids. The record is from RefSeq and is a predicted model, not a curated record.
GAGGCGAAUGGCUUAUACUUCUGGGGGGGACCACAGUAGGCUUAUCAAAUACGAACUCCCUCGUAUGCAGGGUCUUGAACCGGGUUUGCUUGUUCUUAUAGCCUCAGCGAGGUUCGGAUGGGAACGAACCGUGAUCUAGUAUGUUGAAUCUCAAAGUAAAUCUGGGUGUUGAGGAGGCCAGUGCAAUAUUGGAGAAGCUGUACCAGCCGUAUCGAACCAGCAAAGCGACUGAUAACACACUCGGGUUCACGUUAUCAGUGGAUGCGGAGCAAGUACGAAUCUCUGUAAAAAUCUCUCAGGCUCCACCUAUAGUUCCGUUCAUCAGAGUUAGCGGGGCAAGUCUGACGGUAGGAAAGAUCAGCCGCACUCCAUCGCUGCCGUCCCCCAGAAUUCUAGAGCCCCCCUGCAUUUACUUGCAUGCUAGUUUGUGGGGAAGUUCCAGCGUAUGAAAGUUGAUAUGUUGGUAUGACAAGGUCGCGGGCAUGAAACGUGCCCCAGGUCCUGUAUCACUGGCCAGCGGUAAUGGUAGGGAAUGUGCCGAUAACCCCAUCGGCACGAGGUUUGUGGAGACGAAAGUGAGCGUGGUGCAACGAUACAC